Molecule: messenger RNA, 605 nt
Organism: Saprolegnia parasitica CBS 223.65
Lineage: Eukaryota; Oomycota; Saprolegniomycetes; Saprolegniales; Saprolegniaceae
Exons: 1
Coding region: 31-567 (178 amino acids)
Biological process (GO): positive regulation of translational initiation; transcription initiation at RNA polymerase II promoter; positive regulation of nuclear-transcribed mRNA poly(A) tail shortening
Cellular component (GO): P-body; RNA polymerase II, core complex
Molecular function (GO): single-stranded RNA binding; single-stranded DNA binding; translation initiation factor binding
Source: RefSeq, a predicted model, not a curated record
ACCUGCGGCUUCCAUCCGACUGCUUGCCCCAUGUUCUUCCUCAAGCAGCUCCGCCGGGAGCUCCUCCUGCACCCGAUGCACUUUGGCCCGAAGCUCCAUGACAUCAUCCGCCUGCGCCUCAUCGAGGAGGUCGAGGGCACGUCCCUCGGCAAGUACGGCUACGUCAUCGCGGUCACGGAGGUCCGCGACGAAGACAUUGGCCAGGGCGUCAUCCAGGACAACUCGGGUUUCGUGUGCUUCGACAUUGCGUACCGCGCGAUCCUCUUCCGCCCGUUCAAGAACGAGGUGCUGGACGCGGUCGUGACGGUCGUGAACCCGCUCGGCUUCUUCGCCGAGGUCGGGCCGCUCCAGGUCUUUGUGAGUCGCCACGCGAUGUCGACCGACUUGACCGAAGGCUACGACCACGAGAACAGCGCGUGGAUAUCGCAAGACCGCGAGGUCGAGAUCCGCAAGGGCGUCGGCGUCCGCCUCAAGAUCAUGGGCGUCAGCAUCGACGUGACGGAGAUCAACGCCAUUGGCACGAUCAAGGACAACUAUUUAGGCGUCAUUUCGGCCGACAUGUUUUAGCGCCAUACAACAUGCUCCUUCCUCGUUGUACACAUGCA